CUGUCAAACGUGUGAACUAAAACAAAAUAUUGUAAUUUGAGGUUAUGUUUCGAAGUUCGAGAAUCUCAAUUCUUUUGCCGUCUGGGAAAAAAUAUUGUUUUGUAGUAUGUACUCCAUCUAACGAUUUAAUAGUUCUUAAUGUUAAAUUUGUGCUUACAUUUUAAAUUAUUAUAACAUUAUGUCAAAAGUUACAAAGAGGAAACAUGUCAUGAACGAAGCUACUUGGGAUGACUACGAAAUGCCGAAAGAAAACCAAAGCAUUGUUAAAGUUUUGAGAAGUAGAGGAAAUAAUCUUCAUGAGAUCACAACACCAAGUGGAGAAGAAUAUCUAGUAUCAAUGCCAACAAAGUUCCGCAAAAACAUUUGGGUGAAACGUGGGGACUACAUCCUAGUGGAACCAAUCGAAGAGGGAGACAAAGUUAAAGCUGAAAUUGUAAAAAUUAUGAAUAGGGAUUCAAUUAAAUAUUACAAAGAGAAUAAUAUAUGGCCAAAGGAGUUUGACGAUAGUAAAAAGGAUACUGAUGAGAAUAAUGAUGAUCUAUUUGUGAACACUAAUAGGGCUCAUAUGAAACAAUAUCAUAGUGAAACAGACUCCAGUGAUGAGAGUGAUAGUGACAGUGAAAGUGACUAAUAAAUAAUGCAAAAAUAUGCUUUUUACCAAGUACUGUAUUCUUUAUAUUUUGUGAUGCUGGUCAGGUUUUGUAUUCCAAUUAUCAAUGAUAAUUUCAUGAUGCAUGUUAUGCUUCUAAAAUUAUUUGGUGUAGUAAUUAAAGAUUUCAUUUGAAGUUUUUGCAUAACAUCAAUAAACUUUUUAUCCCUAAGUUCCCAUGGGAACAGGGUUUACAUCAGACUAAGCUAAUAAAGAAAAACUUGUGAGUGUCAGAGUUGCAGUGGUCAGAGUUGUCUUAUAUGUGGGAUGUCCCAGGUUUGUAUCUCUGACUGGGAAAAUCUGGGAAUUAGCAUUCCGAUUACCAAUAUACCAAUAAAACUUAUUACUGUUAUGGAUGUAAAGCAACUGCCAAACCCCUAAAAAGUUAGGCUGCAACUAUCUUAGAUUGCAAUAUCACUUUCCACCAUGGAAGAAAGCCAUCAAUGGUCUUAGUCCUGUAAUUUUGUUUUUUUUUUAAUGCAAACAAAUGACAUUAUCAAAUAAAAGAUAGAAAUUUAGAAAAUGAAAGACUACUCAGAAGUAUAAAAUUAUCAUUUAAAGUGUUUAAUGGCAGACUAGAAUAUUCUUUAUUCAAAUUUAAUGUGGCAAUUGUUUACACAAGCCAAAAAAUAAAUGGUUACUACCUAAGUCUUAUUGCUACUUAGAUAUGUAAAAAAAAGUAUCUGAAGCAUGUACAAUCAAUGAGCAAACAACAAUCAACCAUUAAUUUUUCAACUUGUUUUUUCAAUAGAUACAAACCUUUAUAACAAAAGAAAAUUGCCUGUAUAAUAUAUAUUGUUUCUACAUUUUGCA
Messenger RNA from Pararge aegeria (speckled wood butterfly), 1462 nucleotides. Its product is annotated as probable RNA-binding protein EIF1AD. The record is from RefSeq and is a predicted model, not a curated record. Gene Ontology annotation, biological process: translational initiation. Gene Ontology annotation, molecular function: RNA binding; translation initiation factor activity. The transcript has 2 exons. Gene Ontology annotation, cellular component: nucleus. Bases 179 to 631 code for a protein of 150 amino acids. Lineage: Eukaryota; Metazoa; Arthropoda; Insecta; Lepidoptera; Nymphalidae.